AUGGCGUGGCACUGCCUUCGCUUGCUGGUGCUUCGUCCGACAAGGGUGUCGUCGCUCGUUCGUGUUAUCAGCACCACUCCAGUCAUGGGACGAGGCUUCAAACAAGGUCGCGGCACCGGUGAUUCUGGGAAAUCAAGUCUUUUCAACAACGAGCGCCGUUGGAAGGAUGAUAAUGCGUUCCAAGCAUUGGGCAACACGGACGAACUCUCCUCCUUGCUCGGUGUUUGUCGCGAAUUGGCAGUGAUGGACGACAUUCCCGAGCUAGUAGAAGUUCUCACUCGCCUUCAGUGCUGUCUUCAAGACAUCCUAGCUCAUCUGGCCACUCCUCCUCAAGCAACAAAAUCUGAGAGGAAGAAAGAGAUGACCCAUAUUGAUACACACAUGGUAGAUUGGAUCCAUGCAGAAAUUGACAGAUUUGGAGACCAGUUGCCACCUCUCCAGCAGUUUAUUCUCUCGGGAGGAGGGCCCACUUCAGCGCAUCUGCAAUUCGCUCGUGCAGUUUGCCGUCGUGCUGAACCCCGUGGUAUGGAUGAAGUGCGCUACGAUCGUCAGCUGCGUCUUUGGGGUGAGGAGGGGCAAAGUUCAAUUGCUCGAACCUCGGUGUGUGUUCUUGGCUCUUCGGCUCUAGGGACAGAGAUUCUUAAAAACCUCGUGCUGGCUGGUGUUCAUUCGGUGUGCAUAGUGGAUAGUGCAUUUGUGGACACACCUGAUCUCGGGCAGAAUUUUUUCCUUCGAGAAUCGGACAUCGGACGGCCAAGAGCUUAUGCCACAAUUGAGUAUUUGAAGGAGCUAAACCCAGCAGUCAUCGGGCACUCGCUGCUUUUAUCUCCGCUAGAAUUAUCCGACGAGGAUUUUGCUCUUCUGCUGCAGUUUUUUGUUGUCGUCGGCACCAACUUACCUGAGGAAGUUGCAACCAGGAUAUCCUCCUUUUUGUUCGCACGUGGUGUGCCUUUUAUAUCCGCUAGGGCAUAUGGGCUGCUGGGCUAUAUUCGUAUUUUCGUGCAAGAACACACUAUAGCCAAUGAUCACGAAGAAAAUGCACUCCCAGAUUUACGGAUCGAUCAACCACUUCCAAAAUUGCUAGAAAUGGCAGAAGAGGCUGAUCUCGAGACGAUGACACUAGAAGAGCUACGACAUACCCCUUACAUUAUGCUAUACUUGAUAGCUUUACGACGUUACAGAGAAGUGGUAGGACACGAUAACGCCUUUCCUGAUACAUACGCAAAACGUAAGCACUUCCUGGAAAUAUUGUUGAAAAUGCGUCGGGAAGGCGAAUCCGGAUCUCUAGAUGCCGAAAAUUUCGAGGAAGCCAAAGCAGCAGCGGCACGAUCGAUGCAUAAGACUGAGGUACCUGUUCACGUGAAGAAUAUUUUAAUGGACGCAAAUUGCGAUGAAUCCUCCAAAUGUGUGCAACCUUUCUGGCUGAUUUGUACAGGACUUCGGAGAUUCGUACAGAAACAUGGAGUUUUACCGCUAUCUGGCACUCUUCCCGAUAUGACUAGUGAUACCAAAAGGUAUACUAAAAUUGCAUCAAUUUUCCAUGAAAAGGCGCUUUCCGAUGCGGCGGAAGUGUUCAAAUAUACGCAGGAAGUUGAAAAAGAGAGAGGUGUUGCUAACAUGAUCUCAGAAGAUCUCUGCUAUCGAUUCUGCAAGAACGCAAACGGUAUCCGACUGCAACGUGGCACCAACAAGGAUUCUCCGAAAGCCUUCCAGGAUUUACUGAGUGGCAUUGCAAACUCAUCUGAAGAUGAUGGCGCUGUGUCCCUUGCAGUCUGGUUCUUGCUACUUAGGGCUGCCGAUAAAUUUCAUCGGGAAAAAGGAAGGUAUCCAGGAACGAAUGGUGUUCCGUGCACGAUUGAUGCGCUCGAUCUCAAACAACGCGUUGUGUCCGUUAUUUCGGCCUCACGAGUGGAAAAUCCAGAAUCGAUAAUCUCACAAGUACCACAGAAUGCUAUAGCCGAAAUUUGCCGAUAUGGCGCUGGAGAACUUCACGUGAUUGCCAGCCUCAUAGGAGGUAUUGCCGCUCAAGAAGUCAUUAAAUUGGCGACAAAUCAAUAUGUACCAUUGGACAACACUUUCAUCUACGACGGACAUACUCAGCGAAGCGCGGUUUUCAGGAUGUAG
Messenger RNA from Ostertagia ostertagi, 2124 nucleotides. The record is from the annotation of a GenBank genome assembly. NCBI's taxonomy places the organism in Eukaryota, Metazoa, Nematoda, Chromadorea, Rhabditida, Trichostrongylidae.